AUGCCUAUCCCGCGGAACUCGUUGGUGUCAGUGGUGCUGGUGGGGUUGCUGUUGGUGGUGGGCGGUGAAAGUGAACCGCAGGAAGGAUACUUCUAUCCUCGUCCUACACCACAGUGCCUGCCGCAGGUGUUCACCGAAACCGUCACGGAUUAUGCGACCGAAACGCUGAACCACUUCUUUACGGACGUCCAGACGGUGUACCUGACGGACUAUGUGACGAGUACCGUCGUGAAUCCGGUCCUAAUCACCUCUACUGAGUACGCCGUCUCGACGGUGGUGGUUCCACAGCUGGAGUAUGUCACCGAAACCAGCACGCUUGUCCUGCAACCUAGCCCAGUUGUGCAAUACGUCACCGAAACCGUCGUUUCGACAGUUUUCGCUCAGAGUGACUUCAGUGGAGCCGUGCAGGAGGUCCCAACGAACGCUUAUCUCCCACCUGCACCGGUACCAGUGUCGAUCCCCAAUCCCGUGCUCAUUAACAACGGCAUCCAGCUGCAGCAACCUCCACCACCACCGUUCAUUCCGCCACCGCACGUGUCUCUCCCACCGGUGCUUGAGCAUCCCGUAACGCAUCAGCCCUUCUUGCAGGUCGAUGUGGGAUCGCAAGGUCAUCGAACACUCGGAGAACCGGUUGAUGUUGCCAACGGUGGGUUUGGAGGGGUUUAUGCGCUACCGAACGUUGGAUCAGCGCAUGCGUCGUUCGUCGACCACGAGGGCUAUCGUUAUAAGCGCAAACUGAACGAACAGACGACGAAACCGGCAGCGGUGUCUACGACAGCAGCGCCAAAGUCCACUUAGAUCGGUGGUGUAUUGUCGGUUGCCUACUGUUAGGCGUUUAGUGUGCUAGGAAAA
Molecule: messenger RNA, 852 nt
Organism: Anopheles nili
Lineage: Eukaryota; Metazoa; Arthropoda; Insecta; Diptera; Culicidae
Exons: 2
Coding region: 1-798 (265 amino acids)
Source: RefSeq, a predicted model, not a curated record